Zingiber officinale is the source of this 1707-nucleotide messenger RNA. RefSeq names its product allantoate deiminase 2-like. NCBI's taxonomy places the organism in Eukaryota, Viridiplantae, Streptophyta, Magnoliopsida, Zingiberales, Zingiberaceae. The transcript is spliced from 12 exons. The record is from RefSeq and is a predicted model, not a curated record. Bases 45 to 1496 code for a protein of 483 amino acids. Gene Ontology annotation, molecular function: hydrolase activity, acting on carbon-nitrogen (but not peptide) bonds, in linear amidines.
CAAGCCAGCAGCGUGUGGAUCGGCGGAGCGAGGGAGGCGGUCGGAUGGCUCCCUUUCAUCGAGAAGAUGCCCCGAUCUUGCCGCUGUUCAUUGCCCUAGUGCUUGUUAUUGUGGCAGGUUUGGACACGGAGAGGAUUGGAGACGAAGGGAGUGAGUUGUUCGGUGAGAUUCCUAGGGACGAAGUGAUCGAAAGGAUCAAUCAGCUCGCGGAGAUAUCUGAUGCUGAUGGAUAUCUUGAGAGGACGUUCCUAAGUCCAGCUUCAAUGAGGGCUGCAGAACUAAUAAUAAAAUGGAUGCAAGAUGCUGGAUUGAGAACGUGGGUUGAUCAAAUGGGAAAUAUACAUGGACGAAUUGAGAGUGUUAAUAAAAGUGAAAGGACCUUAUUAAUUGGGUCUCACUUUGACACUGUGGUUGAUGCUGGAAAAUUUGAUGGAUCAUUGGGUAUUAUAUCUGCAAUCUCUGCUUUGAAAGCCUUAAAGAUCAGUGGAAAAUCGCUCAAACUCAAGAGGCCAGUUGAGGUCAUCGCAUUCAGUGAUGAAGAGGGUGUAAGGUUUCAGUCUACCUUUUUAGGCAGUGCAGCUAUUGCUGGUCAGCUCCCUGCACCGAUGUUGAACACAUCUGACAAAAAUGGUGUCACAAUUCAAGAUGUGCUGAAAGAAAAUUCUUUUGAAGGUAGUGUUGGAAGUCUCCUUCAGGUCAAGUAUGACCCAGAAUCUGUGUGGGGUUAUGUGGAGGUGCAUAUUGAACAAGGUCCUGUAUUGGAAUCUCUUGGCUAUCCUCUUGGCAUUGUCCAAGGAAUCGCUGGACAAACACGGUUAAAGGUAAAAGUAACUGGUUCUCAGGGGCAUGCAGGCACUGUUCCAAUGCUAAUGCGCCAAGAUCCAAUGACUGCAGCGGCUGAACUUAUUGUAAAUCUUGAGAGUUUAUGCAAAUAUCCUGAUAGAGUUUUCACUUACAACGAACAGUGUGGAUACUACAGUAGAGAAUCCUUUUCAGGAUUGGUUUGCACGGUAGGGGAAAUAUCUGCCUGGCCAAGUGCAAGCAAUGUCAUUCCCAGCCAGGUAAACUUCACUGUUGAUGUGCGAGCAAUGGAUGAUGUGGCAAAGGAAGUUGUAAUAUCAGAAUUCUCGCAUCAGAUCUACCAAAUAUGUGACAAUCGGAUGGUUAACUGUACCAUCGAAAGUAAGCAUAAUGCAGAUGCAGUGCAUUGUGACUCCGAGCUACGGCUACAGCUCAAACAAGCAGCUCACUCAACUAUGAAGAAUUUGCCAGGAAAAAUCAAUGGGGAAGUGCCUCUACUGAUGAGCGGAGCAGGGCACGAUGCAAUUGCGAUGUCUCAUCUUACCAAGGUGGGGAUGCUGUUUGUUCGAUGCCGCGGGGGAAUCAGCCAUUCUCCUCAAGAAUAUGUAAGUGACGACGAUGUUUGGGCUGCUGUUCUUGUGCUCAUAAAUUUCCUACUCGAUCAACAUAUAAUUAGUGACCAUAUGAGCUCAUGAAAGACUCAUAAGAUGUGGUUCUAAAGGUGUAGUCUCUCAUGAGUAGUGGAUAAUCAAAAGAUCUUGCAUUCUGUUUCUAUCACUGGUCACGCAAAAAGGAUACAAAAAAAUUGUAUCCUUAGAAUGAUUCGUAGCUACUGAAUAAAUUUCCAUGUAGACUCAAGUGUAUUGAGAGACAAGAAAAGAUGUAUGAAAAGAACCUUUAGACUGA